AUGGCUCUUGAGCCGGGCUCUGGCCGGCGCUCCGUCUCCCCGGAGAGCUCAGGGCGGGACUCCCCCCUGCCGCGCCAAUGGAGAAACCAACUCGGUGCCGAGGAGGCUCCGUCAAAGGAUAAGCACUACCGCAAGUACGCAUCCGGCGUUGAGAGGGCCCUGACCCUCUUCGAGACAGCCCUACAGGAGUGGGCAGACUACAUUUCCUUCCUCAACCGCCUGCUUAAGGCAUUACAAGCUCGACAUCCCUCGACCACCACCAUCCCUGCGAAAUCGACCGUUGCGAAGCGACUCUCCCAAUGCCUCAACCCCUCCCUGCCAUCGGGCGUCCACCAAAAGGCCCUAGAAGUCUACAAUUACAUCUUCGCGACGAUAGGACAAGAUGGGCUGUCCAAAGAUCUGCCGCUCUACCUCCCUGGUCUGGCAUCGACGCUCUCCUUCGCCUCCCUGUCCGUCAGGACUCCCUUCCUUGACCUUCUGGAAACCCACUUCCUCAGUCUCGAUCCUCGAUCCCUGCGACCAGCCAUGAAGUCCGUCGUUCUAGCUCUCCUGCCAGGUCUGGAAGAUGAGACCAGCGAGGACUUUGAUCGGACACUACGGUUGAUGGAGAGCUUCAAGAAGUCGAUACGGCCGGCAGCGAGCGAGGAACUGGAGGGUCUACACUCGACUGGUGAUGAUUUCUUCUGGCAAUGCUUCUUUCUGGCCUCCAUCACAGGUUCUAGUCGCAGAGCGGGAGCUUUGGCAUACCUUGUGAGGAAUCUGCCCAAACUGGGCGACUCACUGGCUCAGGGGAAGCCUGUCAAGAAUGGAAUCUCGGAGGAGGAGCACUCUACCCAACUGGCACAAAUGGUUACCUCACCUGAACCGGGACUGCUUUUGCGCUCUUUCGCAGCUGGUCUUUCCGAUGAGCAGUUGCUGAUCCAGCGCGGGUUUCUGGACCUGCUGGUCACGCAUCUCCCAUUGCACUCGAAGGUGCUCCAGAACAGCGUCAAGCCGGGCGACUUGGAGCUUCUGUUGCGUGCGGCCGCCGGUGUCGUUAUACGAAGGGAUAUGAGUCUGAACCGAAGGUUGUGGGCAUGGUUUCUGGGUCCUGAACCAGCGCCAACGGAGAGUGAGAGCGGCAUGGAGUCACCCUCAUCGACUGAACCCCACAACGCCUAUUUUGCGUCCAAGACCAGCUACUUCGAGGACCAUGGUCUUCGCCCGUUGACACGGGCACUGCUGAGCAUGAUUCAUGUCGAUCGAGAAUCAAGCCCUGCAGAGAGGGCACGGCCUUACAGGAUAUGCCUAUCGUUGAUGGAUCGCUGGGAGAUUGGUGGACUCGUCGUUCCCGAACUUUUCCUCCCCAUCAUCAACAGUGUCCGACAAUAUCGGGGCCAGUCACCAAGCAAAGCCGACUUCAACGAAGUUUUCCGCAGUGCGAGCGUAUUCUUUGAUGGCGUCGAAAGUGGGCUCAUCUACGGCGAGAUCGUUAGCCUGCUUGCUCAGGCAAUCGGCCCAGGAAACGUGUCCGACAAGGAGCGCCUGGAUAAGCUUGACUUGGUGAACUUCAUCUUGGCUAAUUUCAAUGUACGUGAGGAAGAGAUGAUCACCAUCCACGCGCCGCUCACUGCUUUGUCCAUCUUCUCGAUGCUGGAGGACACGAGAGAGAGACAGAAGUCGUCCACCGUUUCGCCAACGAAAGGCUCUGGCAAAAUCGCCGAAGAGGCGCUUAGCAUCUCGCUCGCUCUGUUGGAUCUCGUGCCAGACCGAGCCUUUCCCGCAGCUGGCGAUAAGUCCAAGAGGACUGUAGAAGCCGGUGUCCUGGCGUCACUGUCGGCAGUCGAAGUCUUGAAGAGGAUCAAGUCGUUUUAUGUUGAUGAGCAGGGCAACCUCGAUGCCAAUAUUCCGUUCACGCCGAUCGAAGUCGGCGAGCUUCUUCUGCGCAAGUCAGGUCAGCUCGUCUGCGAUGGCUUGAAGAGCACCGACUCGGAUUCAGACUUGGGUGCGAAGGGAAGGAUUCUUACAGCUCUUCUGUUGAAGGUUCCAUCGGCGUACCAUCUAGACGCGAGCUUCCUCAUGAAAUGUCUCCAUGACCGUCUCAAACACUCCGACAGGCUGUCAUUUGUCUCUUUCAACUCCAUCCUUUACUUGUCUGCUCAUCUCUACUCCGCCGAGCGUAUCGAGCUGCCUGACCUUUCCGAACUUGUCACUCCGCUGGUCCAACAUGCUUGGGAGUUUCUGUCAGCCUCAGAACCCAAGUACCACGUCGAAACAGUCAGAUCUCUAUGGCAGCUUCAGACUGCUUUAACUGUUCAGAACCGAGACAUCGAAGCAGCCCUGGCAAGUCUCAUAAUUGAGAAUGAUGUUCAGGGCUCGUUUGCGUCCCGUCCUGCUGACGCGGGCCGUCGCUUUAGUGUGCUAUGGUCUCACUCACUACAAGAUUCUCACGCCGACAGACGCGGGUCAAAAACACCAAUGAUUGAGAAGCCGCCGCAGAUUCGCUUGGCUGGAUCGGAAUACUACGACGUAAUGUUGACUCGGCCUUUGUUUUUGAUGCUGGAUGCCCUUCUAGACGAGAGAACUCAACUGUUCAUGACUGUCAAAGGAUGGCUGAACAGUUUAGUUGGCACCGACAAGGCCAGCCAUGCCAUCGGCUCGCCUGCGGCGUCGGCAGCUUCCACAACCUUUACUGCUGACGACGACCUGGAUGUUUGUCUUUACUACCUGAGGACAUUGUCAAACGUUCUACGCUGGGCCCCGGACGUGAUUUGGGCUGUAUUGGCGUCGACCUCGCUCACAGUCGAUGCAGAGCACCCAGACAUCUCACAGAUGACUGGGCAUGAGGGCGAGAUUUCCAUGCAAGAGGUCUUCAUUCAUGUUUGCCUGCGAUGCAUCGCUGGAAACAACGAGCCGGAAGAGCAACUCAAGAUACGAUCUACUCAGCUCCACCGCUAUGCUCUGACUGUUAUGCACCAAAUCCUCCUCAACCCCUACGCCGAGCCCCUUGCCAGCCUUCACUUGGAGAACGUCCUCAUUGAACGCCUCCUCCAAUCACUGAGCGGAACAGAUCCAUACGUCCAGGUUCUUCUUCUGGAUGUCGUAUUUGAUUCGCUCAAGCUUCGGGACGUGAUGAUCGCUGAUGUCCCGGGUUCCCCAACAUCUGAGAAGAGGAAGCUGAGUCUGGAGCCCUCCAAGAGCAUCAGAGUGUCAACACAAUCAGAGACAAAGCCAACAGCACCACCACCUAACCUACUCAAGUGCCUUCAGGCUGGACUGAGUUCUCCUAGCAGCCGCAGCGUCCUCGACAGUUGGGUCAGUUUCCUAACGGAAUGCCUCCCUUUCUACUCCGACACGAUUUUCCAAGUUUUGAUUCCCCUCGUCGAAACACUUUGUCGGCAAAUUUCCAACACAUUCCAAGAUCUCCAGUCCAUCUUCAGGGAGAACGGUGGCUCAAAACAGGAUGAAUGGAACGCUCCCGAGUCGACUCUGAUCUCUCUGCUGAAUGCCAUUGAACAUGUUCUGGCACGAGCGCACGAGCGACUUCUGGUCGAGGAAGCCAGAACGCAGGUUGUCAAGGGGCCAGACCAGCAGCCAGGAUUCUUCGGCAACAUGGUCUCCGGUGUUUUCAACUCGGACACCCCCCAAACAAGGAGCGCUACUGCAAAUGAUAGACUUACGGUGCAUUUGGCUUUCCAGGAUGCCGUCCGUAUUUGCUUCACCAUCUGGUCGUGGGGUCAAGGGAACGACGCAAAUGCGCAGGACACAACUUCAUUUGCUUCCUUCAGCUACACAUCCCUCAGGAUGAGAAACCGAGCAAGACGGCUGCUUGAGCACCUCUUCGCAGCUGAGACCCUGGAAUGUCUUGAGACUGUCAUUGACAUCUGGAGAAGCUCCAUCAAUAUCACAACACCAGUGCCCCUGUCGGAAGUGUUCAACUUGUUGCCGGCUCUGGAUGGUUCUCGACCCAAACACACAAUCCCUGCCAUCUUUAAUGCAAUUUACAGCAGAACCAACCCUGGUGCCCUGGAUGCGUCUCGAAAGUCAACUUUGACAACAUCGUUACAAGACAUCGACCUCGUCACCUUCUUGGUCGAGUACGCCCGCACCCUGGAAGACGACGCAAUGGAUGAGAUUUGGCUCGACUGCAUGGCCUUCUUGCGUGACUUGUUGACGAACCCGUUCCCGCACCGACAGACGCUACCGAGCCUUCUAGAGUUCGCAGCAAUUCUCGGCGAAAAGGUGGACAACACCAACUUUGGCGAACAACGAAAGAUGAGACGUGAACUCGGGGACCUUUUCCUCCGGCUUCUUACCGCCAUUUUCACCACCAAGCCCUUGACCUUUGCUGACACAGCCCCGGCAUACGAGAAGUCCGACAAGAAUCGUGAUGGGAUUCGUCGGACCACCACGAUCUCGCUGGUCAGCGUCCUCGAUAGAGCCGAGGAUGUGGUGGCUAUCCUCGCCUCAAUCGUCCCGAACCUUCCCAAGAUCUUGGUCGAGACUGACCGUGUCUUGUCCGCGGCGAGCACCAUCUCGACGAACGUCAUUGGCCCAGCUUUCAGGGCAAAGGCAUUCCCCGAGACCGUCUCGAAGAACACCCUGGAUUUGCUUCAGGAACUGUCCAGGCUGCCAAGCAAUCAGAAGACGUGGAAAAAAGACGUUGGCGAUGCUUUCAACGAUGCCAGGUUCUUCAACUCAAGCAUCGACUUGGUGCGAAGCGACUGGUUGCCACUGCUGAGGCAGUGGACUGUCAGUGACAAGGAGCGCAUGCCCGAACUCCUGAGUCGCAUGAGUCCUCCCACGACUGCUGGUAUCGUUUUUGGUGUCGGAGCCACUUCUGCACGUCUCGAGGCAGACCGGAAAACGCAACUGAACCUGCGCCGAACUGCCACGUUGGUGCUCGCCGCCAACGAAGAUGCCUACGUUACGGAGCUUCCUCUCAUCGUAGACAAGCUUGUGGAGCUUCUUGGUGCCACGGCAACGUCCUCGCCAUCUUCUACAACACGUGCAGAGAUUUACAUGCUCAUUCGCGCUCUGGUCCUGAAGACGAGUGCGGUGCACCUGGCUAUGAUCUGGCCAGUCAUCAACGCCGAGCUCCACGCCGCGAUCGCGUCUGUGGUCGCUGCCGACCACAGCACAGCAUCCGACAUGUACAAUAACCUAUCGAUUUUGCAGGCAUGCAAGUUGCUUGACUUGCUCAUCUGCGUCGCGCCUGAUGACUUCCAACUCCACGAGUGGCUCUUCGUCACGGACACCAUCGAUGCGGUGUAUCGAUCAACAAACUACCAGCCUGUUGCCCUGGUGGAUGAACUUUCAGAGGAGCUCGGGACGAUGGGCAUUAGUCUGUCUCUGCAGAGCACACCGGCAGCCCACCUGGCCGCGAGCAGCUCACACAGGCGCCCUCUUCUUGGACCGGGCGGCAUCAACGACGAGGUCAGCAUCGACAGAAAAGACGAGCUGGUAGGCAAGAUUUUACGACCAUUCUUCGGCCAGCUGAGCAUCUUCGCGUUCGAGUCGACGUACGCGAUGGCGCCGCUGGACCGGGAAUUCUGCAUUCAGGGGCUACUGAAGGAUUUGUUUGACGAACGUAGCGUGGUAAAGGCGUUGUAA
This is a messenger RNA of Colletotrichum chrysophilum, 5592 nucleotides long. RefSeq lists its product as uncharacterized. Bases 1 to 5592 code for a protein of 1863 amino acids. The transcript is spliced from 6 exons. Gene Ontology annotation, cellular component: trans-Golgi network; endosome. Gene Ontology annotation, biological process: Golgi to endosome transport. Lineage: Eukaryota; Fungi; Ascomycota; Sordariomycetes; Glomerellales; Glomerellaceae. The record is from RefSeq and is a predicted model, not a curated record.